AUGAGCAAGAAGCGAUCGGAAGAGAAUGAAAGGACACCUACUAGCGAUGGCCUCCAACCUAUUAGAAGAAAUUAUAUAAAUGGUCGCCUGAGUCGCCUUCGUUGCCAGGUUUGGGACACGCAGUCCGCCUUAGUGAUCUCUUGGGAUCAUCCAGCAGCCCUGGAGCCCUACAAACAGGUCUGGGGCUGGUCGGUGGCGAUCUGUGACAUGGAUCAUGACAUUUGGUUCAUUGUUGAUGGCGCCACCUUCGUAGCCAGAUCCUUGACCUUGGAGGGCUCAGACGUGGCUGUCGCCAAGCCCGAGCUGUGUACCAUCUAUGUGUCGGAUGGCCUCUCGCAUGCGCGGCCGUAUGCAGCUUGCAUUGCGAUGCUGACCGACCAGGGAUGGUCAGCCUUCUCAGAACUCUCCAGGUCUGUGUCCAUUGCGCCCUCCGCCAAAGUCAGCGAUGCGGUGCUGGGAUUGGACCCAGAGGAUGAUGAUUGGAAGCAACGCCCACGGUUUGCAUGCCCACGAAAGAUGGUGCCUGGUGCCUCCGUACCUGUCACGCUCCGUCCUGGGCCUCGCGACUUGCUGAGUAACGAACGAUGGCUCCGCAUGGACGUGUGCGUAGAAGGCCAUGAUGGAUUGGUUUUGGUGCCCGCGGACUCAUCCAUGAGACUCCUGCAAGUUGAGAAGAUCAUCCCUGGCUCCUCUGCGGAUCUGUGGAAUCAGAAGCAGGAGACCUUUGAGUUGCACGGCUAUCAGACGAGCUUCUCCGUACAACCGGGCGACGUCAUCAACAAGAUCAACGGCUUCUCUGGAGCUCAGGCUAUGCUGUAUGAGGUGCGUCGAAAGCCUCAGAAGUUGGGAAACUCAGAAGUUGCGUUGAGACGG
Molecule: messenger RNA, 873 nt
Organism: Durusdinium trenchii
Lineage: Eukaryota; Dinophyceae; Suessiales; Symbiodiniaceae
Source: the annotation of a GenBank genome assembly